AUGGUAUUGGCCAAGAGCAAGCAGUCGGUCGGUCUGGGCAAUGCCCUCAUGAACGACCGCUUCAAGAACAAGAACUCCAACCAGCACAAGGCCAACGCCGGCGGAAUCCAGAGAAAGGGCCAGAAUGGAGAGACAUACAUCACCAACAACAAGCAGGCCGCUGCCUACGAGAAGAUGCGCUCCGUCACCGAGCAGGGCGAUUUGGACGAGUUCCUGUCCACUGCAGAGCUGGCAGGCACCGACUUUACCGCCGAGAAGAUGAACAACGUCAAGAUUAUCCACAAGGACCAGAAGAACCCUUACCUCUUGUCCUCGACCGAGGAGCGCAAUGUCACCAAGAAGCACAACAAGAACAGAAGCCGUCUUACCGUCCCCCGUCGCCCGAAAUGGGAUGCCACCACUACGAAGGAGGAGCUGAACACACGCGAGAAGGAGGCCAUGAUCGAGUGGCGCAGAGACCUUGCCGAGCUGCAGGAGAACCAAGAUUUGCUCCUGACACCUUUCGAGCGCAACCUCGAAGUCUGGAGACAGCUGUGGCGUGUCAUUGAGCGUUCCGACUUGGUCGUGCAGAUUGUCGAUGCCAGAAACCCCUUGAUGUUCCGCAGUGAAGACAUGGAGUCAUACGUCAAGGAGGUCGACCCCAAGAAGCGCAACCUGUUGCUCGUCAACAAGUCGGAUAUGAUGACUCUCGAGCAGCGCCAGACUUGGGCCAAGUACUUUAUCGACAACAACAUCAACUUCCGUUUCUUCUCUGCAGAGCUCGCUCGUGAGCUGAAUGACGCCAAGGCUGACGAGGAGGAAAUGCAGGCUGAAGAGGAGGAUAGCGAGGACGAUGAGAGCGAGGAGGACGAGGUUGCCGAGGCGCUGGACGCAGAUGAGAAUGCUCUGGAGCAGGAGGCCAAGAAGCUCGACAUCCAAGAUGCACAAGAGGAGGACGCCAAGUGGGUGGACGAGGAGACGGUCGACGACAAACACGCUGCACCUGUAUCCGAUGUCAUUCCCAUGUCGCUCGAGGAGGCCACGCGCAUUCUGACUACCGAGGAUCUGGAAGCUCUCUUCUUGGAGCACGCUCCCAAGAUGGCUGCCGCCACUGAGGACAAGCCUGCCCGCAAAGUACAGAUUGGUCUGGUCGGUUACCCCAACGUCGGUAAAUCGUCCACUAUCAACGCUCUGCUCGGCGCAAAGAAGGUCUCCGUCUCUGCCACACCCGGUAAGACGAAGCACUUCCAAACCAUCCACUACUCGGACCAAGUCGUGCUUUGCGAUUGUCCCGGUCUCGUUUUCCCCAACUUUGCCUUCACAAAAGCAGAACUCACAUGUAACGGUGUCCUACCCAUCGAUCAGAUGCGCGAGUUCACUGGUCCUGCAACUCUUGUCGCUACCCGCAUUCCCAAACCUUUCCUUGAGGCUGUCUACGGUAUUAACAUCAACAUCCGCUCUCGCGAAGAAGGUGGUACCGGCACACCAACUGGUGAGGAGCUACUGCGCGCAUACGCCGCCGCUCGUGGUUUCUUCACCCAAGGUCUUGGUCAGCCCGAUGAGAGCAGAGCCGCGAGACUGGUCCUCAAGGAUUACGUCAAGGGCAAGUUGCUGUUUGUACACCCUCCUCCCUCAGAGCCGCCGAUCGACCACAAGCACUUCAACCGUGAACUCUACGACUACAACCACCUUCCUCAAAAGCGACGAGCACAGCUCGCAGCCAUGCACUCGGCUGUAAUGCAUCCCGAAGCACAAACCGGUGACGAGCCAUCGCUCAUGGAGAACGACGAACUCGACAUGGUUCCCAUGAGUGGAGCAAAGACACAACGUAUGGACAAGCAAUUCUUUGCGCCCGGACAAGGUAGAGGAGAGCAAAAUCUGCCAUUCCAUCACAAGUACACGGAGCAAGGACAAAAGAAGGUGGAAAACACUGGUGGCAGGAUGUUGACGGGCCGCAAAGCUAAGAUCAUGCUGGCUCUGGAGAAGGACAUGAACCCCGACGACGUGAAAAUGAUGAUGUCGGGUAAGAAGCACUUCAAGGCCAACAAGAGGGCCCAAAAGAAGGUCAGAAGCGAGUACGACAUCUAA
Molecule: messenger RNA, 2067 nt
Organism: Aureobasidium vineae
Lineage: Eukaryota; Fungi; Ascomycota; Dothideomycetes; Dothideales; Saccotheciaceae
Source: the annotation of a GenBank genome assembly